AGCACCAAGACAACACUGACAGGAGUCGCCAAACAACGAUCUGAAAACCAGGCAAAAUAUAAGCGUAUAUACAAAAAGGUGUCACAUACGAAUUGAUUAGACAAAGAGCUUGUAGAUACCAAGUGAAAAUUGGCUAUUAAACGGUCGGAUACAGCUGACAGCAAUAAAAAGGAUAGCAUAGAGCAAACACAAUGGGGAGGAUCUUCCUGGAUCACAUCGGCGGCACUCGUCUCUUCUCGUGCGCCAACUGCGACACCAUUCUGACCAACCGCUCCGAGCUGAUCUCCACACGCUUCACGGGGGCCACGGGACGCGCCUUCCUCUUCAACAAGGUGGUGAAUUUACAGUACAGCGAGGUACAAGACAGAGUGAUGCUGACAGGGAGACACAUGGUCCGAGAUGUCAGCUGCAAGAACUGCAACAGCAAGCUGGGCUGGAUCUACGAAUUCGCCACUGAGGACAGCCAGCGCUACAAGGAAGGCCGCGUCAUCCUGGAGAGGGCGCUGGUGAGGGAGAGCGAAGGUUUCGAAGAGCACGUGCCGUCAGACAACUCCUGAGUCUCCUCGCUCGCGUCUCUCGAGCCUCUCUCUCUCACGGUCACCUCGCUUGUCUUUGUGUCCCAACACAACGUCGUUACUAUCUGCAAAACUGAUCUGUGUAAAGCUCUCCGUCAGCAGGGCGAGCACUGCUUAAAGACUUCUGACCAAAACAACCAGCGCCCCCCCCCCCCCCCCCCGCCCCCCUCUGUGUCUCUCAACAUAAAUCCUCGCCCGCUAUUGGAUGUGGCAUUCUUCAAACAGUCUAUGUCUAUGCUCAAAAGAUAGAUCAUAAGCUAGCCCCCUAAACACAUACAUAGAUACCAGUUAUAUCUAGAUCUGUAUGAGUUGGCUUCUGGGGGUGGGGUGGGGAUUGGGGGAUGGCACAAUGCUCGUUCAGUGGAAAAGCAACUGCAACACCCUGAUUGGUUAGCCAGUCACUCAGUGCAUCUGACUGUGAUGUUUUCUCUUUAUCUGCCCUUUAGAACAUGGGACUGAAAAAUGAAAGGAGGAUAUACGAAAAUCAAAGAAAUCCUCCCAAAGCUUCAUUGGCCUUGAUAACUUUACUUGCUCCAUUGGCCUUGAUAACUUUACUUGCUUCAUUGUGUAGUUGGUGGAUAUUACAAUGAUACAUUUUUUUUUUGCUCAUUCAUUAAAGGAGUUGUUAGGGGAGAAAAAAAAUAAACAGACAUUUUAAUUAGCGUUAGUAUAGCACCAGAUAUUCUUUUAAGUUUUGUCAAUGAAUAAGU
Molecule: messenger RNA, 1285 nt
Organism: Chanos chanos (milkfish)
Lineage: Eukaryota; Metazoa; Chordata; Actinopteri; Gonorynchiformes; Chanidae
Gene: ypel5
Product: yippee-like 5
Exons: 3
Coding region: 192-557 (121 amino acids)
Source: RefSeq, a predicted model, not a curated record